Molecule: messenger RNA, 1891 nt
Organism: Caenorhabditis elegans
Lineage: Eukaryota; Metazoa; Nematoda; Chromadorea; Rhabditida; Rhabditidae
Gene: K04B12.2
Product: snRNA-activating protein complex subunit 3
Exons: 3
Coding region: 185-1330 (381 amino acids)
Source: RefSeq, marked reviewed
AGUGUGGAUUACGGUAGCGGUAGGGUAGGGACCAAUUUUCGGUUUAGAUUUUAAUGAUGCUCCUAUGCAUAUUCACAAUCACCAUGGAAAAUAUAAACAUAAAAAUGUUUCCAUGGAAAUGAGCGCUUCGAGAAAAAAAAAAGUUCGCUGUAUGAAAUUUUAAACUUUUAAUUUUCAGAUGAACAUGCGUCUUACCUCAAUCGAUGAAACACUCCGUGCUUUGGAAUCCAGAAUCAGUACUGAAGUUGAGCAUCGCGUUGCCAAUGCUGUACAAAACAUUCUCGAGACUGAUGAAAUCAAGAAUUUGAUUAAUGAGCGUGUUUCCGAAGCUGUCCAAGCUGGGAGUUCUUCAUUAAAUAUGCCUUCAUCGUCAUCAUCCUCGUGCACGUCUUCGGAUUCUGAAGAAUCGGAAUUAUCGCUUCCAGCCAGAUCUCGUACACCAUCAGUUUGUGCCGAGCGCUCGACUACAGGAGACGAAGAGCCAGUGCCAUCUUGCUCGGUGGUUCCGGAUAUAGUAGCUCUUCAGACUGCACCACAUUACCCGAAUAAAUGGGAAUUCAUAUCGUCACUACUGCAAAACGGACCGAUAACCGACUUCAAGCUAGAUCACUUCACUAAUUCGGUCCGGUCUUCCUUAAAAAUGACAUCAGAUCAAGAAGUGUUUCCGAGAAUGUCGCUGGAAGAAAUGAUCGAACGAGAUCAUCCAACAACGUCGGAGAGUAGUCUCUUCGACGAAAAGAAAAUAUCGUGUCACAACCGUCCGAAGGGAAAAAAUCUGCUAGACGAGGAGUUUUUCUGUCUUGCUCCGUGCUGCAGCGGAAUGAGGCUAUUCCAAGCCGAGACGUACACUUUUCUCCCAGGAUUUGUCAAAAACCGUCUGAAGCAAGCUGAUGAUUGCCGAGUAAUAGUGCAUAAAACCUCAAAUGGAAUUGAAUUGAUCACACCAAUAAAGUGGCAGCGAGUCACGCCAAUCUUUCCUGAGAAUACAAAAAACAUCCAGCCUCCAGAUGAGAGAAUAGAAGAAGACGAAGCUGAAGAAGAGGAUCCAUUGGCAAAUCGGGAAAUUGUAGAGCAACUUAUGCACGAAUACUUCAUUCCGACACCUGCAUUGCCUCUAGACGACUUGGUUUUCGGUCCCUAUCUUCAACGAGUUCGAGAAUCAGAGCCAUUUCCGGAGAACCUGCUCCACGAUCUAGUUCGGCGGGUCAAUUCAAACUUGGACAAUAGCUACGAUAGUCAUCAAGAGCUGGAGUUGUUCGACAAAUUGGACGAAGUCCCCAUUGACGAGAAAUACGGUCGGCUGCCGUUCGAUCCAAUGGACAACUGUUAAGCCUUUGUUAUAUCCUUCUCACCAAUUAUUUUAUCAUUUUUUCUCCCUACCUCAUUCACUUCAUAUAAUCCUGUUUACUGCUGAAAAUAUAAUUUUAAUCCAAAUCGAAACUCAAAAAAAUUCUUUAAAAUUUCAAAAAUCCUUUAAAAAAAGUAUUCUUUCUCACCGUUUAUCCUUUUGGCUUAAAAUUUUCAGCUAAUUUUUUCUCAUUUUCUUCUAUCAAAAUCUCUCCCUGUAAUUGUAAGAAAAAUUUCUGUGAAAAAACCCCAAAAAAUCUUUCGAAAACUUUCAAACAUUCAUCGGUUACUUCUAUUAUUGUCCCUUACCUAAUUGUCCUCAAAUUCCCUUUCAAAAAGGUCUUUUUUCUGUCGCCUCUACUUUUUAAAUUUGUUCUUUUUCCUCUCUGAUUGUGGCAGCUUUUACAACUGUCACAAUUUCCUGGCCCUGUUCAAUAUUUUGAACCAAAACAAAAAAAGAAAAAAAAAGUUGUGCAACUAAUUACUGAUAAGUAGAUCUAUCUAUCAGCAAUCUCAAAAGAAUAUAUGGUCACAAUAAAUAGUU